Molecule: messenger RNA, 3354 nt
Organism: Pediculus humanus corporis (human body louse)
Lineage: Eukaryota; Metazoa; Arthropoda; Insecta; Psocodea; Pediculidae
Exons: 2
Coding region: 1-3354 (1117 amino acids)
Source: RefSeq, a predicted model, not a curated record
AUGAAUAGAUCGAUUUUUUUUCGUUUGUUUGUUUUUCGGUUAAAAUUUCUCGGAGAAGGUAAAGCAAAACCUCCGGUACCGCCGAAAAGAUCGACAUUAACUUAUGGUAAAUCAUACGUUUCCGUUGGAGAAUGUCAAAGUGUUAGCUCACCAACGUUGUCGUUGAAUCCUACAAAAGAAUUAACGGAUGAAAAAUGUCAGACGCCACAAACAUCGCAACUCGUGACAGUAACUACGAAUCUUUUAUCGACCACGCCGAAAGGUUUACCAACUCCGAAAUCAAAAAAUCAAAGAAUAUUAUCCACGUUUCUACCGGCUUUACCACCGAAAUUUUGUAAAAGUAGUCCUCUGAUACAAAAUUCUAAUUUUUCCCGAAGUCAAAAUUUCGAAUGUAAAAAAGUUUACGAAUCGACGAGUGAACCCGAACAAAUCACAAAUAAAAAAUUUAUCGAAAAAGAACCGGGGAGUAGUCAAUCAGGAGCAGCACCUGGAGGAGGAACAGGAGCAUCAUCGAAUAAAACUCAAUCUUUGUCCGCAUCGACUUCUCUCGAUAAAAACAUAUACAAAGACGAUGACGAUUCGAUAAAGAGUUGGACGGAAAGCACGUCAAACAAAUCGAAUUUGCUAGAAGAAUUUUCUCCGUCACAAUCGCCACCUCCUCUAUUAGAAUCGAAUCUUAAAUCCCCUCCGUUACCGGAUUUACCACCCGUAAAAAAAACACCACCGGAAUCGUCACCGCCCUCUUUGAAAUCAUCUCCUUUACCGAUAAGAAAAUCACCACCGUUCGAUCAAAUAUCCGAAAUAAAAAACGAAGAUACGAAAACCAAAGAUGAUUUGCAAUUAAUAUCAAAGAAUAAAUCAACGAAACAAUUUCAAGAUGAAAUUAUUGAAAUUGAAAAUGAUCCGCCCGAAACUCUAUAUUUAGAUGAUUCUAGUGAAAAAACUAAUACGAUAAAGAGAGCGCCAUCGAGCGAACAAAAAAGUAGUUCAGAUGGUGGUAGUGGAAAAGAACGUUCGAACGUGAGCAGCAACGUUAAAUUGAGACCGAAAUCUCCGAUAAGAGUGUCUUUUGUGAAAAAAGAUGAAGCAGAAACGAAAAUUUACGAGAAAAUAUCGAAAACGAAAAGAGCAACGAAAGAAUUGAAAAACAUCAUACAUCAGAUAGAAUAUUCGGAAAGCGAUUACUGUUCGGAUGAUAAUUGUAGAACGUGUGACGUACGAAAAACAUCGAGUUUGUCGAGGAGAAGGAGUGCGAGUCCCAAAACGGCUUUUUCUAAAUUUGUCGAUCCGAUCGAAGGAUACACGUCUUGCUGCGAAGAAGGUACUAAAACUCUGUCGAAGAAAACAAGGAGCUUGACGAGGAAAUUGGGUGAUAAAAAAUGUGGCAUCACGUACAGCAGAGUGUUGUGUAACUGUCCCUUAGACAAUUUAGUUAUAGAUAAUAGGAUUCCCUUAUCACGUCCCAAUUCUUCCAUCGGCGAUUACUGCACACAAUCGAACAGAUCGAAAAGUGUGGUGAGAGCGAAAAAAAAUUCAGGUUCCGGUAUAAAGACUCCGUUUUUAAGCGGGAGUUCGAAAUUGGAUUUCGACAGACCCGGUUUGGGAUUGAUUGUCACGAUAUCGAGCGAUGGAAUAGACAAAGAACCCAAAAGAACGGUUCAAUUCAUUAGCGGCGGUCCGGCGAUCAAUUUCGGAUUGGGAGGAACCUUGGGUAGAUACACGAAAAGUAAGAGUCACGAUAAAAGUUUGAAAAUAUCCGGUGGUAGCUUUCACACGGACUUACCCGAUAAAUUAGAAACUUUUGCGGAAUGGUCGAAAUUUUCAUUCAAGAGCAAAACGGAUAAAGAUGACUCGUCUCGAAUAAAAGAGGAAACGACUCAGGAAAUACUAAAUGCUCAAAAACAAAGUGAUAAUAUAUUAAGGUCUAUACCGAUUUUAGAAAGGCAAAAAUCAGCCGGAGAACUUCGUAGACCCCCGAGAUCGAGCCGCGCGGCCGAAGAAUACCGACAAAAAUAUCUAGAGAGUUUAAGUCAAAAAAAAUCACCGGGAGAAGUUUUAGAACAUUUCGGUAAACUCGCGACUUCCGUCACGACAUCGGAUAUAUCGAAAAUAUCGAACGAUAAAAAGGGAGAAGAAAACAAAGGUGACACCGUACGGGGACACAUAAAAACCUUUGAGAAAAUAUUCAAAAGCGGAAUUGGACAAAAUCACGGUUUCGAAAAUUAUCGAACGGUUCCGCCCACGAGUUUCAACAAUCCGGAUCCGUAUUUGGGAAGCGCUUUUGUUCAAUACGUGAGAGAAACGCUACCAUAUCAACCCAACAGUUUUCCAGGAUGCAGCAAUAGGAGUGCAUUUAAUAAAUACGUUAGACCCGGUUCGGGUAGAUUCGACAAAACUCUGAUAUUCCCGCAACAGCCACAGAAAAGUGAUAAACCCUCUGCGUUCGAAAGGUUGUGCGGUGAUAAAAUAUAUUCGUCCCGAAGGGGAGUGUAUGGGAAAAUACCGCAACAAAAUCAAAGCGUUUCCGGUAGUUUGGAUUGUGUUUGGGACAAACCGAAAUCCAACGAACCACCCAAUAAGAUAAAUGAAUCCGAAAACGAAAGUUCGGAAAAGGAAAUCAGGCCGGCUUCUUGCACUUACGAAAUCAACAAAAACAGGUCGAUUGACGGACCCUCCUCAUUGAUCGGACCUUAUUCGAACUAUUCGGUAGCAGUUUCCGCUUGUAGCAAAGAGAGAACCGUUUCCGGUGUUCCGAGAACGUCUAAAAAGGGUAUCAUCGAACCGGAAUCAUCAUCGACGGCUCAAAAUCAACAACAACCACCUCAAGCUCGAAUAGUAAAUCACCAAAAAAUAUCACCAACGGUUAAAACGAAUCCCCCUCAAUAUUUCAACGCUCGUAGUUUAGAAAAUUACAAAUUAGCACCGGGUUUCAAAACGGAUUUAAGCACUCUUUAUUCCGGUGUGUUUUACACAAAUCCAAAACAAGAAAGUGCAUCGUCCAAAGUAAAUAACAGUUCGCGUAUACUACAAGAAUAUGGUAUCAGGUAUUUCGGUAGUUUAAAUAGAAAAGAACCAGAUAAUACCGUCGGCGAGUGUAGCGGUAGCGGCGGCGUCGGUGGCGGUGGCAGUAACAUCGAAUCGAUGGGAAGUAACGCUUCGACCGUUCGAAAUGCUGCUCCAUGCUCGAACGUGGGCACGAGUAGGAAAAUGUUAUCCGGUGGCAUGAGCAGCAUGGUGCCCGUAUCAGCCAGGAUACCCGAAGAAUCGAUCAUAGGAACGACGGUCGUUUAUCCUCCUCAAUACCAUCCGUCAAACGAAGAACUCAUGCAAGAAACUCAACAGGUGAUUGAUUGA